UUUAUAUUUCCCCCUUGAAAGCGAGGAAAUGCUUGAGUUGUAAGUAAUGCUUGUGAAGUAACUUAUUUCUUUUUACUGCUUUAUUCUGUGUCGCAUUAGUACGUUGACACAGGAGAACCUUGUAUUCAGUAGCUUGUUUGCAAACUGUUUCGUCAGACGUUUUGUGGCAGGCGCUAGAUGAGUUGUGUGGCUUAGACUGAGCAAUUGGUUGGCUAACGGUAACAAACGUCUUCCACCCCCCAGCCCCACAGAUACGACUGCUAACUGAUACGCAAGAAAAAGUGAAACUAUCGAAAGCUACAUCGACAAUGUCUUGGAAUUUGCACGUUAGGACCGCAAUAAAAAAGAAAAUCUAAUGUCAGCAGACUUAGCUAACUAGAUGCCGACGCGACUUUCUUCAAAAACCAACGAUGUUAUUUGUGAUUGCAAAACGUAUUAUCAUAAAAUAAAAAGAGUACUUUUCAUUUAACUUAUUCCACAAUGAAUCCUCCCGGUUUGUUUGGAAAAACACAAGGCAGCGCUUUUCAGGCCCCUGGUAACCCCAGCCGGAGUACUGGGUUGUUCCCAUCUUUCGGACAGCAGGGUACUAGCAAUACGCAACAGAAUGUUGGGUUCGGACAGACUGCAACAUUCGGACAGGCAUCAGCUUUCAGCCAGUCUGCGGGCUUUGGUCAGAACUCUGGGCAGACUUCCGUCUUUGGUCAAACCCCUGCCUUUGGACAGGCGCAGGCCCUGGGCCAGAGCUCCGUGUUUGGGCCGACUGCCGGUCUGGGACAAGCCUCUGGUCAGUCAUCCACGUUGGGACAGAACUCCGCCUUUACAUCUGCAUCAAUGAAUCCCCCUGCAUUCAGUCAGUCAGGCCUGGGACAGGGAAACCCGAGUGUUACCGCACCACCGUCUUAUGCGCCACCGUCUUAUGCGCAAUCCACUGGACAGACUCAGAGCUCUGUGUUUGGGCAACCACCUGCCUUCAGUCAGAACUCUGCAUUUGUGCAGCCGACAGGCUUUGCACAACCAACGUAUGGAUUCGGUCUGCCCUCCAGUAUUUCUCAAUCCUCUGUUGCUUCCACCCCUGCCACUGGAUCGGGUCAGGCCACAAGCUUCAGCCAGCCCUCCUUCGGACAGCCGUCUGCGUUUCCGUUGCCCGGUGCCACGUCAGGCUCAUCAGGGAGCACUCAGAGCGUCGUUCAGAGCCGAGGGUUCGGAACGUCGGAGUUCAGCUUCAAGCCAUCAGACGAGGCUCUGUUCAAACCUAUUUUCAGCGUGAGCCCUGAGCCGGGCAACUCCCAGCCCGCCGCGGGCCCGGAAGUGUUUGCCUCCGCCCAGCCGGCCGUGGCCAGCAUGGACAGCAGCGGGCCCAGUGGUCUGGACUUUAGCUUCUCCCAGCCUGCAGCGGCCCCCUCCAUCUCCUUCCCAGGUGCCAGCCUGCCGCAGACAGACACUCUUCCAACCACCAGCGUCGCUGCCGGGAAGCUGGAGUUCACCUUCUCCCAGCCGGCAGCGCCCUCCAACAGCGGCUCCGCUCCCCAGCCCGCCCCCGUCCCCAACAGCCCCUCCUCCUUCAGCUUCUCUGCCGAGGUCCUCCAACCCGCCGUGGGCCCCGCCGCGGUGGGCCGGGGCUUCGGCCAAGCGUCGGCCUUCGGGGAGCUGAAGGGCAAGCCGGAGCCCGCGGAUAAAGGAGGGGAUGAGGAGAGCACCGGGGAGGUGGUGUUCAGGGGUCUGGGGAAAGGAACCAAGCGGAAGGAGGAGUUGGGGGAAUGGGAGUCACAGGGUAAGAUGGGCAAGGUGGAGGACCCCCCAGGCAGAGGUGAGGCCCCCCGGCACGCUGGCAAAAGGCCGCUGAUGGGGUCCCGCGCCCCGGCCGGGGGGCUGUUCCGCAGCGCCAUGAGCAGCCUGAUUAAGUCAUCGGGAAACCCUAUGAAGAAGGAGCCCAAGAAAGAGGAGCCACCCCCGGAGUGGGAGGAGGUGGAGAGGCCUGGCCUGAAGUCGUACGGCGCCCACACGUCCCCCACCCCCCCCAGAGGGCAGGCCCCCAUCAGAGAAUUCACUGAGAAGGCUGCGGAAACCGCGGCUGUGGCGGUGGAUGAUCCCGUGCCUCAGGCCAGACACUCUCGGCGGACGGAGAGCAUGGACAGCCUGGGAGGGACGUCGCCCACAGACCUGACGGCCCUCCAGUGCAAGAACAUCCCUCCCAACCUCAACACCAAGGAGGUCCUUCAGACGCACUUCAUCCGCUUCGGAAGAGUGCGCCAAGUGUUAUGCCGACCCAACAAGAACAUGGCCAUCGUUCACUUCAACGACCAUGCCUCUGCUGCCAAAGCAAGGAAGAGGGGGAAGUCGCUACGCGGGAAGGAGAUCCAGAUAUUCUGGCAGAGGAAGAGACCCAGUCCCGGAGAGAAAGGGGAGGUGGCUCAGGUGGAAAAGAAGGUGGCCCGAGAAAGAGAAGAAGCCAGAGGCGGGGGCUUCCAGUCCCCCGUUCUCCGAAAACCCCUCCCUCGCUCCCUGGCCCCCAGCAGCAUUGGGUCCUUAACUAAAGGAUCCCCAGUGAAGAAGUCCAGCAUUGCAAAGUCCCUGCAGUUCGACCUGGAAGUGCAGCCGGAUCCCGGAGCGGAGGGCCAGAUUCCAGACCGCCCGGCCGACAGCCUGCCUUCCUCUCUCCUGCACCUGGUGGGCCAGCUGUGCGAGACCGCUGAGGAGAAGUACCGACUGCUGGAGCAGAAGGACAAGAUCCUGCGGCAAGGCCGGCCCAAGAGAACGGACCUUGUGCUGUCCAAAGUUUUUGUUGGGACGUGUCCAGACAUGUGCCCGGAGAAAGAGCGUUACAUGAGAGAGACCCGAAAUCAGCUCAGCUCCUACGAGGUCAUCCCAAACACAGAGAAGGUUGACCACACCACUGCCAUUAAGGAGUACAGCAGGUCGUCGGCUGACCAAGAAGAGCCCCUCCCCCAUGAGCUGAGGCCCCUCCCCGUACUAAGUAUGACCAUGGACUACCUGGUUACGCAGGUCAUGGACCAGGGCGAGGAGAACUACCGCGACUGGUAUGACUUUGUGUGGAACAGGACCCGAGGUAUCCGCAAGGACAUUACCCAGCAGCACCUUUGCGACCCCCUGAUCGUGUCCCUCAUCGAGAAGUGCACUCGCUUCCACAUCCACUGCGCACACCACCUGUGCCAGGAGCCCAUGAUGACCUUCGACACCAAAAUCAACAACGAGAACAUGACCAAGUGCCUGCAGAGUCUGAAGGAGAUGUACGAGGAUCUGGCCGACAGGGAGGUCUACUGCCCCCGUGAGGCCGAGUUCCGCCAGUACAACGUGCUCCUCAAACUCGACGACGGGGACAUUUUGCGAGAGGUGCAGCAGUUCCGCUCGGAGGUGCGGAACUCACCUGAGGUACAUUUUGCAGUGCAGGCCUUCGCCGCCCUCAACAACAACAACUUUGUGCGCUUCUUCAAGCUGGUCAGAGUAGCCUCAUACCUCUCUGGCUGCAUCCUCCACCGGUACUUCAACCAGGUGAGGCGGGCGGCAUUGAGGGCAGUGAACGUGGCGUAUACUGUGGCUCUGAGAUCCACCUUCUUCCCGGUGGACGACCUGGUCAGGAUGCUCAUGUUCCGCAGUGCGGGAGAGGCCUGUGACUUUAUCCAGCAGUUCGGACUGAACGUGUGCGAUGGGAUGGUGGAGUUGAAUCGCACCUCCUUCCAGGACCCCGAGCUGCCGGUGCCCCUCAAGAGGUCCGCAGACAUCAUGGGGAAGAGGACUGUUCUGAUUGGGGAGGUGGUGAACGGGGGGCCCCUGCCCAGCCCGCCCCAGCACACCCCUGUCUGCAGCUUCGACUCCCGCAACAAGUACCGCGGCGACGGGCCCCUGGCCGAGCCUGUCUACAAGGGGGUGUCACUGGGAGCUGUCCCACAGAAGCAGGCAGCAGGGCCACCGGUGGUGGAGCCACGGCCCCUGAUGGACCUGGAGGUCAGGGCCCCGCCCAAACCCAAGCCGCUGCCAGAGCCACAGAGCGAGACGGAGCCAGGAGCUCUACCUGACCCAGUCUCUGACCCUCAGCAGCCUUUCAUUCCUAUUGGCCUGCCUCAGCCCAUCCGACCCCCAUCACCCCCACCCAAACCAGAACCCGUCUACACUGACCAAGACAUCAUCGCUGAAGUGGAGUCUGUAGUAGAGGAGGUUUUGGAGACUGAGUGCUCUGAGCUGGCCAGCACAGUCACCCAGUACAUCUCCACUGCUCUGAGUGUGUGCGACGGCCAGGUGGAGGCGCUGGUGAGUGAGGUGCUGGAGAAGAUGCUGGGGGACGUGUGCUCCUCCGAGAUCCACGCAGAGGAGGAGAGGAAAGCGGAAGAGAAGAGAAUGCUGGAGGAGGCCAGACUGAAGCAGGAGCAUGAGGCCUUUCUGGCCGAGUUCAGCGAGUCCCUCUGUGCGGAGAUCAGCCAGGAGGUCCUGACCGAGUGUAUCGAGGGCACUGCUGCCUCCGAGAUCAGGCACGCGCUGGAGGAGAAAGCGGAGUGUGUGUCGCGUAGCUCGGAGGAGGUGUGCAGCAGCCUUGUGGAAGAGACUCUGCUGGGGGAGAUCUCCCAGGUGGCUCAGCAGGUGCUGGACGUGGAGCUGAAACGCAUUCACAAGUUCCUCAAGAGGUGGCGUGACGUGGUGGCCGUGCGCAGGCAGUUGAAGAGGCAGAUGCGGGGUUUCCCCGCCGCGCCCUGCUGUGUGGAUCUGCGCUUCAAGCUCAAAGCUCUGGUCCCCAGCGCCCCCUCCCAGCCCUGCCUGGACCAGCUGGCCCGCGGCGUGGUUGACCUCGGCAACGCCGGUCACAUGACCGUAUCCUGCACCAGAUUACUGAGAAUGAGGCAAGAAGCAAUCCACCAGAUGAGAGUACAGCACUAUUAUCAGCUGUUACUGAGCGAGUCGGUGUGGACCCCACUGGACCUUCCCCGCCUUGUAGUGGAGAACAUUUCACACCCGACCGACAGAAUCUUCUGGAAGGCUGCUCUCCUUUUGCCCAGUGACCAGGAGAGCGAAGCAAAUGUAGCCAGCAGGAUUCUGACCGAUUGGCUGGAGGCCAAAUUCAGUGGGGAUGAAGGGUCAGGUGACCCGGUUGCGGACCGGGGUGGUAAGAUGGAGACUCUCUCCAUCAGUAACGGGCUUGUGAGUGUUCAGGAGAGGACUCACAAAGUUCACGUGUGUGUUAAGGUGACCCGGGGGCCCCUGAGUGUGGAGGCCCAGGCUCUGCUGGAGAAGCAGAAGGACCUUCAGGGCACCUCCGCCCUCGUGCUGCUCCUGCCCCCCCUGCUGGGCUCCAGAGAGGAGAGCCAGGAGGAGCGGGAGGAGCAGGAGGAGGUGUUCCUGCUCUCCGCUCUCCUGCAGCUCCGUCAGCUGCAGCAGGCCAGCGCCGGGAUGCCCGCCCUCCCGCUGGCCGUGCUGGUGCCCGAGAGGAGCGGCCGGCCAAUCAGCGAUCAGAAAAUGGAGGGAGAUCUGAAGCUUCCAGCCCUGGUUGAGGAUGGCUUGAUUUCUGAGUUUGUGUUCGUACACAUCCCUGAGACCACCAACGACCUGCAGGGCUCUGAACAGAUCACCCAGGCAGUGAAGUGGCUGGCGGAGCGCUCUCCAGCCCCGGUGCUCCUCUCCUCGGAGACUCUGGUGCAGUUUGUGGAGGGCGGUCUCUGCCGUGAGUUCGGCUCCAGGCUGCACCAGGACAAGCUGGACCGAGAGGCGGCGGGGCUGCCCUGCCAGGACCCCGCUCCCAUCAUCCACCUGUACAACAGCGUGCUGCUCUUCCUGUCCGGCCUGGUGUCCUGCGACCGCCUGGCCGCUCUCUCCUGGCCCAUGGCCGAGUUCUGCCAGCCCGAGGCCCGCGGCCUGCUGCCCCCCCUGGGCUGGAACUGCCCCCAGCACCUGGCCUGGCUGCAGAGGGCCAUCCGCAGCCUGCAGCUCCCGGAGUGGGACCUGCCUCCCGCCUCCGCCCCCUGGCCCCGGCUGUGCGCCUCCAUCUUCCAGUACGCCUCCCAGAUCCCGCUAUCCCACCACAGCCAGCCCCUCCUCAUGUCCCGGCUGGAGAACCUGCUGGGGCGCGUUCUGGCGCGCUGUCAGCAGGGGGCGCCACCCGCCCCGAUGGCCCAGGGCGAGGAGUGCCUCAGCGGGGGACUGUCCUUCCACCAGGUGCCCUGGGACGAGAUUCUGGUCUUCUGCAUCGACCACCGGAUGAAGGACUGGCGUCCCCCUGAGUCCCCCCUGUCCGAGGAUGCCAUUACGGAGGAUGGGGAGAUCCUGGUGUACUUCCAGAAGGACAGGCUGACGGACUUCAGCCCCCCGAGCAGCUGGACUGCAGCAGUGACCCAGACCCACAGAGACAAGCAGCAGGGGGCUGAUGGGUCCACGCCUGUCCCAGGGCACAGCCCCAUGCCUGCCCCGGGGACGCCCAGCCUCAGGCAGAAGCUGUUCCACAGCCCGGGCCGGCCCCCUCCUCACCCCCUCGCCGUGCUGGACCUCACGCACACUCCCUCCAGCCAGCAGCUGCCCCAGCGCGUGCUCAUCGACCUCGAGGAGGAGAAGAACCAGAGCCAGAGGUUUGAGGAGCAGCUGCAGCGCUGGUUGGAGAGGGAUCCCCUGGACUCUUUCUCCAUGCCUGCUUUCAUGCCUUCCUCCCUCAUCUCUGUCCCUGAAAUCAUGACACCAGCAGCUAAAGCCAGCUCUGCCUGUGCUGAACACACGAUAACCCAGGAGACGGACACCAAUGUCCAUGGAGAUGAUCUAGGGAGCAGCUGGCUGAGGAGCAGGCCAUCUAUGGGCCAGAGACUGAAGGAGCUACACAGGCUUAUUUCAGUCCACCAGAGCGAAGAGCUGGCGUGUGGCCUCCAUCUCAACAGCCUGCUGGAGAUCGUGGAGGACUGACUGUCCCAUCAGGACCCUUUCCCUCAGGACUGCCACUGCUCAGCCUGAUUUCAGGAACUGUGUCCACAAUGUUUACGUUAAUACCGUAGAUUGGGUUUUUAACCCGUUUUCCCUAAAUAUAGCCAGGCUGAAAUAAUUUUAAAAUAAUUGAAAUCCUUUUCAUUAUGAGAACAUGCAUUACUCCUAUGCAUAUGUCACUGGUUGCUAAAGGAGUUGCUUAAAUGUCAUCACCUUUGUACAGUGAAAAUAGACCAUGGUGUCAUUCACGCCUAAAGUUUGAAGCCCUCACCCUGUAGGAUAUUUUUUUAUUUCUGUGCAAAAUGUUUAAAAUAAUUUCAUGUCUACUUACUACAUUAUUGGUCAACAAAUAGGUUUUAAGUUAAUUUGAGGUGAAUGUCUGAUUUUACUAUCAUUUUAAAAAAAUGUUCAAGAUAAUAUUUUUCUUGUUUGCAAUAAAGAUUUUCUUUUA
Molecule: messenger RNA, 7360 nt
Organism: Conger conger (European conger)
Lineage: Eukaryota; Metazoa; Chordata; Actinopteri; Anguilliformes; Congridae
Gene: mcm3ap
Product: minichromosome maintenance complex component 3 associated protein
Exons: 28
Coding region: 481-6891 (2136 amino acids)
Biological process (GO): mRNA export from nucleus
Cellular component (GO): cytoplasm; transcription export complex 2; nucleus
Molecular function (GO): RNA binding
Source: RefSeq, a predicted model, not a curated record